AUGCUCAUGAAAUGGCAUGAUGCAUUGUCGACGAACAAACUGCAAAAGUUGUUCUUCUGGCUACUGGUUCUGCAGUUCUCCUUGAUUGCGACGUGUUGCGCUCGUCGUGACGGUGUGCCCGGUGCACCACAUAUCGCUGCGCUCAGGCAAGAGACGGAAGAGCUCUUUUACCAUGGUUUUCAAAGCUAUAUGAAGCAUGGCUUUCCUGAAGACGAGGUUCGUCCCUUGAGCUGCAAACCAUUGCAUCGAGAUCGAGAGAAUCCCAACCACCUCGAACUUAACGACGUGCUUGGAAACUACUCAUUGACGCUCUUAGAUACGCUCUCGACUCUUGCUAUUCUCGCUUCUUCUCCAACAGGAAGCCAUGGAAAUAAACCCCUCGAGCUGUUUCAGAAUGCUGUCAAGGACAUUGUAAACCUGUAUGGCGACGGAAGUGCUGGAGCACGAGGCCAGGGCAGAAGAGCAAGAGGGUUUGACCUGGAUAGUAAAGUACAGGUCUUUGAAACUACCAUCCGUGGUUUGGGUGGCUUGCUGAGUGCGCAUCUCUUUGCUGUUGGAGAACUACCUAUCACUGGGUAUGGGCCGCCAGCUGAUCAGGCUCGUGCAGCGCAAGCUUGGACAAGAGAUGGAAAAGAUACUGUUGGAGGUAUAAGAUGGAGUAAUGGCCUGGUAUAUGACGGACAACUUCUGAGGCUCGCGUACGACCUAGGCAACAGGCUCGUGCCCGCAUUCUGGACCUCUACCGGCAUUCCUUAUCCUCGAGUCAACCUCCGCCACGGUAUACCUUUCCAUGCUCGAUCUGCUGGCAAUUUUGCUCCUGAAGGAGAAUGCGAAACUGAGAAGAAGAAAGAGACAGGUGAAAUAACAGAGAACUGUAGUGCUGGCGCUGGGAGUCUAGUGCUUGAGUUCACUGUACUGAGUCGACUGACGAACGAUGCAAAAUUCGAAGAAUUGGCAAAGCGCGCAUUUUGGUCCAUCUGGAAUCGCAGAAGCCCAAUUGAUCUCAUUGGAGCUGGUAUUGACGCUGAGACUGGCGUUUGGCAGCACUCGUGGACAGGUAUCGGUGCUGGAAUAGACAGCUUCUUCGAAUAUGCUUUCAAAUCGCAUGUCUUACUUUCUGGACUUCCACGUCCACCAGCGCCGAACAACAUCACUGCCCACGAUCCCAGGUCUCUCUUCGUACCACUCUCAGACGUGGACCAUGAUGGCGAAUCGUUUUUGCGCGCCUGGGAUGCUGCUCACGCUGCGAUCCAGAAGCACAUCAACCGUGACAUAAACUUUCAACAUCCUCACCACAUUCAGGUAGAUCUUAACAGCGGGGCUUCCAGGGCUUUCUGGGUCGAUGCAUUGUCGGCCUACUAUCCAGGACUACUUGCCAUGUCUGGCCAUGUAGAAGAAGGUGUUGAAGCACAUCUUGUCUAUACCGCCCUGUGGGCUCGCUUCUCCGCCCUUCCGGAACGCUACAAUAUGGCUACUGGUGGUAUUGAAGGAGGCCUUGGAUGGUGGGUAGGCAGACCAGAAAUGAUAGAGUCUGCCUGGUAUCUCUACCGAGCUACUGAGGACCCAUGGUACAUAUAUGUCGGAGAAAUGGCCAUGCGAGACAUCAAAAGACGUUGUUGGGGCCGCUGCGGCUGGACCAGUAUCCAGAAUGUACUAACUGGUGAAAAGGUCGAUCGAAUGGAAACUUUCUUUCUGAGCGAGACAGCCAAAUACCUUUUCUUGCUCUUCGAUCCUGAUCAUCCUCUAAACAAGCUCGAUGCACCUUACGUUUUCUCUACCGAAGGACAUCCCCUGAUCAUUCCCCGCGAUCGCAGCAUAAGAUACAAGCCAAUGGUACCUAUACCAGACGAGGUCAACGAUCGUACGUGUCCCCUCAAGCCUGCACCACUGCCGCUCAGCAUUUCCAAUGUUGCAGCUCGUGGCGACGUGUAUCAUGCCGGCUCUCUCGCGAGAUUGCAUCUUAUGCCACAACGUGGGCAGGUCGACUCGGUCCUAAAAGAAUACACCAUCGAUCAUCCUAGUAUAGUCCUUGCAGACGUACAGUCGCCUUCAAAUUGGACCUACUAUCCCUGGACGCUACCACCAGGACUCGUUCCACAUAAUGCUACAAGUUCAAAGAUGCCUACAGCUCCAACCUUCGAGCUUGCAUUCCCAUCGACAGAGAACAAAGCCAACAACGCCAAUCCACCUCUACAGCGUGUCAAAGAUGGAAUCCUUGUCAACGCGUUAGUAGGUUUGCGGCUGUCUAUGAUUCAGGACGUACCUAUGUUUGUCAACGACGACUUAAUUACUGGUUAUCGUGUGCACGCCAUUAACAACGUUGCACUCGGCAAGGACGAGAAGGUGUAUCUGGCGCAAAGCACUAGCUACAAGGCUUUGAAUCCUCAAGACCCCUUGUUCACUAGACUUCGUGACACUACAGUGCUGGACAUUGCGAUCGACAUCGGUCAGACUAAGAGGCAGAAGGAGACCGGAGGUAUCAAUGCAUCGAUUGGUCAAAACAUUGAGAUCGAGGUUCCUGAUCUCGACGAUAUCACGGAUGGAGCCAUGAAAGCGGCAUGGAAUUCGAUCUUGACACAAAUCUCAGACUUGGUGCGGGAUGCACAAGGGCUUAUGUUGCCUCUGGGUUCAGUUAUGGAUGAUAAUUCUCACGAUCAAAACAGUGGCAGGGUGUUUGUGCCUGCUAUUACACCGAGCGGGAUUGGUGCCGCCCCUCUGCCUGAUUGGCAGGAAGUGUCAGCAACUACCAGCAGUCAGGGAAAGGAGGAAGAGCUACCAUGGACGAAGAUUUACGCUGUUGGGGAGCUAUGCGACGAAAAGUUGCCUGCCAGCAUCUUGAGAUCACACCAAAUCAUCCUCAUCAAGCGAGGAACCUGCUCCUUCAACCAGAAGCUGUCGAAUAUACCCAUGGUGCGCCCCAACAGAGCAGCAUUCCAGCUAGCCAUCGUUGUUGAUUACGAAGAGGGCGAGGGGAUUCACGCUGCUGACAGCAUAUUCGGUAUUGGGUCUAGCAUCGUUGACUUCUCCACUCGACCUCUGUUGGAUGAGCCUCAGUUGACUAGUAGUGGACUGCCACGACAAAACCUGGUACCUAUGGUUAUGGUCGGUGGAGGUGAGCAGAUGUAUGAGGCACUCAAAAAUGCCAAGGGAAUAGGUGUGAAGCGGCGGUAUAGCGUAAGCACUCAAGGUAUUCCUAUAGCCAAUGUGAUGAUUGUUUGA
This is a messenger RNA of Lithohypha guttulata, 3219 nucleotides long. RefSeq lists its product as uncharacterized. Gene Ontology annotation, biological process: endoplasmic reticulum mannose trimming; carbohydrate metabolic process; mannose trimming involved in glycoprotein ERAD pathway. NCBI's taxonomy places the organism in Eukaryota, Fungi, Ascomycota, Eurotiomycetes, Chaetothyriales, Trichomeriaceae. Gene Ontology annotation, cellular component: endoplasmic reticulum; membrane. The transcript has a single exon. The record is from RefSeq and is a predicted model, not a curated record. Bases 1 to 3219 code for a protein of 1072 amino acids. Gene Ontology annotation, molecular function: mannosyl-oligosaccharide 1,2-alpha-mannosidase activity; calcium ion binding.